Messenger RNA from Aspergillus versicolor CBS 583.65, 620 nucleotides. Its product is annotated as PaaI family thioesterase. NCBI's taxonomy places the organism in Eukaryota, Fungi, Ascomycota, Eurotiomycetes, Eurotiales, Aspergillaceae. The coding region runs from base 43 to 519 and encodes 158 amino acids. Gene Ontology annotation, molecular function: fatty acyl-CoA hydrolase activity. The transcript is spliced from 10 exons. The record is from RefSeq and is a predicted model, not a curated record.
CCGUGCUGGUCUUCUGCAGUGAGUCCGAUUAUAUCAUCAAAAAUGACUGCUUUGCGAUUUGUCAGAUCUGUUUGGGAAUCAUUCCGGGCCACUUCCGGGCUAGAGCCUCGUCUGCUAGAUAAUCUCCGGGUAACUGCUGCAAAGCCUGGGACUGUGAAUUUCGAAUUGGAUAUCCAAAAGGAACAUACGAACCGUUUGAGUAUCCUCCAUGGUGGUACCAUCGCCAGUAUGGUCGAUCUCGGUGGCUCAUUGGCCGUCGCAUCCCGGGGGCUAUAUGCUACAGGUGUAUCCACCGAUCUAAACGUGACAUAUCUCAGCUCUGGUGGCAAGGUCGGCGAUAAGAUUCUGGCGGAGGUGACUUGUGAUAAAUUUGGCAAAACCCUUGCAUAUACCUCAAUCAGGUUUAUGAACCCCAAAGGCGACAUCUUCGCCAGGGGGAGCCACACUAAAUAUGUUGCGCUUGCCUGGAAAGACCCUCAGAAUAUUGUUGAGGAGUUGAGUGAGCGCAAAGCAUCGUAGAAAUUCUUUUUGCAUAUGGGGGCUUCGUGCAUGAAGAACCAGACGAUCCUAAUAAAUACCAGAUAAAUAUAGAUAUAUAUAAAUGCGCGUGCUUAGAACCU